CCCUAAUAAGGACUUUUAUUUGGAAUGAGAAAACUGUCAAUAUGAGUCAACCAGGUUAUGUUGCGACACCUCCUUAUUCUCAAUCUCAGCCAGGAAUGGGAGGCUUUUCUACAGGACUUGGCCCUCCUACUUCUUCACCUCAUUAUGGGCAUUAUGGUGGCCCUAAUUCCUUAUACUCAGCACCUCAGUCAGGUAUGUUGAAAUCAACUGUGCCUUUUGGAUCUUCUGCUCCUGUUGGAUCCCCACCUCCUGGCAUCCACCUGUAUAAUCAGACCAAUCUCCAGAAUGGGCCCAGUACACCAGGGCAUCAGCAACACAGGUUUCAAGGUCCUUCACCUGGCAGCAGUGUACCACCUUCCUAUCCUCCCUACAAUCAUCAGUCACAGCCACCAUAUGCAAAUACUGCAUCCCCUUCAUCCACAGCCCAACUGGCUAAUCAGCUUGGCACCAUGCAGAUAAAUAGCUAUGGUCCUGGUGCUUCUCCAAGCUCUCGCAUGCCCUCUGGACCUCCAGCAUCUUUCCAAAGUCCACCACUGCCAUCAGCGCAACCACAAAUGGCCUUACCACCAGGGGCUCAGAUUCCUCCAACACCAGCAAAUAAUCUGAAUGGAAUUUGUACUCCGCCCUCAUUGCCUCCACUGGCCAUGCAAGAUGGGAUCCCUGGAUCUGGCCCGCCAAAUGCCAAUUUACAGCAACUUCCAGGACAACCCCCAGGGCCUGGGUAUCACCCUCAGCAUGCGAACUAUGGCCCUCAGAUGGCAGGAUCUCAGCUCUCUUAUCCUGGUGCUUUUCCUGGUGGUCCAGGCCAACUUGCAGGUCCACAGCAGAAGAAGCUUGAUCCUGAUUCCAUUCCAAGCCCAAUUCAGGUAAUUGAAAAUGACAAGGCUUCUAGAGGAGGUCAAACUUAUGCUACAAAUAUCAGAGGUCAAGUUCCUCCUCUCGUCACCACAGAUUGUGUGGUGCAAGAUCAAGGAUCAGGAUCUUACUAUUGUCAGUCCUUGAGCAAAAAAACCUCAACAUUCAGAGCAGAAACAUUUGUGACCUCCAAAGAGAAUCCUUCAUGUACUGAUGAAUUUACCCAAGGCAAUGCCAGCCCUCGUUACAUCCGAUGUACAACAUACUGCUUUCCAGCCUCUUCAGAUAUGGCCAAACAGGCUCGGAUUCCACUCGCAGCUAUUGUCACGCCUUUUGCUAUUGUUCCACCAAAUGAGACCCCUCUUUACAUUGUUAACCACGGGGAGACUGGGCCAAUCCGAUGCAAUAGAUGCAAAGCCUAUAUGUGUCCCUUCAUGCAAUUUAUUGAAGGGGGAAGAAAGUAUCAGUGUGGAUUUUGCAGCUGUGUAAAUGAUGUCCCUCCAUUCUUUUUUCAACAUCUGGACCACGUUGGCAGAAGAGUGGACCAUUAUGAGAGGCCAGAGUUAUCUCUAGGAUCUUAUGAAUUUGUUGCUACCUUGGAUUACUGCAGAAACAACAAACCUCCAAAUCCACCAGCCUAUAUCUUCAUGAUUGAUGUAUCAUACAGUAAUAUAAAGAGUGGCCUUGUGAAACUCAUCUGUGAUGAGCUGAAGACUCUGCUGGAUAAACUACCAAGAGAAGAGCAAGAAGAGGCCUCACCUGUUCGAGUUGGUUUCGUUACUUAUAAUAAAGUCCUCCAUUUCUUUAAUGUAAAGAGCAACCUAGCACAGCCCCAGAUGAUGGUAGUAUCAGAUGUUGGAGAAGUCUUCGUUCCAUUGUUGGAUGGCUUCCUUGUCAACUUUCAGGAAUCACGAUCUGUCAUUAGCAACUUGUUGGACCAGAUUCCAGAGAUGUUUGCAGACACUAAUGAGAGUGAGACUGUCUUUGCUCCUGUUAUCCUGGCUGGCAUGGAAGCACUAAAGGCCGCAGAAUGUGCUGGAAAGCUGUUUAUCUUCCAUUCAUCGUUGCCGACUGCUGAAGCACCAGGGAAACUGAAAAACAGAGAUGACAAAAAACUAGUCAAUACAGAUAAAGAGAAGACACUUUUCCAGCCCCAGGUAAAUUUUUAUGAGACUCUGGCUAGAGAUUGUGUAGCUAAUGGCUGCUGUGUGAAUCUGUUCCUGUUCCCGAACCAGUAUGUGGAUAUAGCCUCCAUGGGUCUUGUCACAAUGUACACAGGAGGAACUCUGUACAAAUACAACAAUUUCCAGGUACAUUCUGACAGUCCCCAAUUCCUUAGCGACCUUAGGAAGGACGUAGAAAAAAGAACAGGAUUUGAUGCUAUCAUGCGGGUUCGCACAAGUACAGGUUUCAGAGCCACAGACUUUUUUGGUGGCAUUUACAUGAAUAACACAACAGAUGUAGAAAUGGCAGCAAUAGACUGUAACAAAGCAGUAACUGUGGAAUUCAAGCAUGAUGACAAACUGAAUGAAGACACUGGCGCUUUAAUUCAGUGUGCUGUGCUUUACACAACCAUAAGUGGACAAAGACGACUCCGUAUACAUAAUAUUGGCUUAAACUGUAGUUCCCAGUUAGCUGAUGUCUACAAGAGCUGUGAGACAGAUGCUCUUAUAAACUUCUUUGCUAAAUCAGCUUUCAAAGCCAUUCUUACCCAGCCAUUGAAGACUGUCAGAGAGAUUCUGAUGAAUCAGACUGCUCACAUGCUGGCGUGUUACAGAAAGAACUGUGCCAGCCCAUCUGCAGUAAGCCAGCUCAUCCUUCCUGAUGCAAUGAAGGUGCUGCCAGUAUAUAUGAAUUGUUUGUUAAAAAGUUGUGUCCUAGUUGGCAGACCAGAAAUUCCAACAGAUGAAAGAGCUUACCAUAGGCAACUAAUCAUGUCUAUGGAUGUAGCCAACACACAGCUGUUUUUCUAUCCACAGCUUUUGCCAAUUCACAACAUGGAGGUAAAAAGUGAUGCUUUCCCCACCUCAGUCCGUUGCUCAGAGGAGCGUCUGUCUGAAGGAGGAGUGUUCUUCCUGGCAAAUGGCUUAAAUAUGUUCUUGUGGCUUGGAGUCAGCGCCCCACCUGAGGUUAUUCAAGGCAUCUUUAAUGUACCGUCCUUUGCACAUAUCAGCACCGAAGCUACACAGCUGCCUGAAUUGGACAAUCCAUAUUCUAAGAAGCUCAGAUCAAUAAUGAAGUAUAUCCAGAGCCAAAAGCCUUACUCCAUGAAGCUAAUAAUAGUGAAGCAACGAGAACAGCCAGAGAUGCUUUUCCGACAAUUCCUGGUGGAAGACAAAAGUAUUUAUGGAGGAGCUUCUUAUGUGGACUUCCUGUGUUGUGUCCAUAAAGAGAUCUGUCAGCUGCUCAACUGAAGGAAUUGAAUAUAUUCUGAUAAAUAUCCUUUUUAUUAGUAAGAGAGACCUUCUGCUUGGUGACUAAAGUCCAGAUCCUUAAAGGUAUGCAAGUACAUAAUUUCCCAUCAAUUUCAGAUACCUUUGAGGAUCUGGGCCUAACUCCAAAUAGUGUUUUACCAAGCUUUUCCUAUGCUACUUUGUACAGUUUCUGAUUUCAGACACUAAUGCUCACUCUUGGAGUAUCAAGUUUACCUAUUAAUAUGUAGACUAGGACAUUUUCGCUCAGGUAUAAAAUCUUUGGGAGGGGCUUUACUGUUCUUUUCAGAAGGGUCUGUUUGUAAUUGUGAACUUUCAAACUACCAAGCUUAAAGCUUAUGGUUUGCAUUUCCUAAAUAUCAAGAUAAAUAGAUAGUUUAACAGAACAUUAGUGUUCAUUAUUUGUUAUUCAUAUAAAUUGUAUGAUAGCCAAGAAAAUACCAGGCAAAAGUCUCCACCAUAAAAAAGGUUAUUAACCAAACUCCACCAAACACGCCGAGUUUUUCUAAUAAAACCAAAACAUUUAAAUAUCAAAUUUGCAAUAAUAUUUAAAGUGUUUUUAUAGUAGCCUGCUCCUUUCAUACUUGUCAGUAUAUAACAGUGUUAAUCAUUUGGGACCAUUUUCAACACUUGCGUACUAGUAAGUUAUAAAAUACACAUGAAAUGCUUCAUGGUUUCUCUUCUUGACAGGUAUGGGGUUAUAACUAAACUACUUCUACAAAAGAAAAUGAAAACUAAUGUCUGUCUCACCUUUCAUGUACAAAACAGAGCAAACUGUUCAGGCAUGUGACCCUGCUAUGGAAAAGCCCUCAAAUCCCACUCUGGUCUGCUGAUAAAUAGCAUGGAUUUCUCUUCCCUGCAAAUUUACAGUGCUAUCAAAAACAAAGGGUGCUGCACAGAACUACCUCCAUUUUAACCAGGUGCAGAUCAGUAGUAGGCAUGUCUUGUUUUAUAUAGACUAGCUUUAUUCCAGCCCUGAUCUGAAAACAACCCACACAAGACUUUGAACUACUUUACUAGAAGGGUUCACUGUGGGACUAUACUAAUUAAAGUACAUCUUGACUUUGCAGAGAAUUGAUGGGGGAUUGACCAGAGCAUCCUUUGUGUCAGUGCAGGUCUUGCUAUCUUGUGGGGAUGGCUGGGCUCAGAUUAACAUUUUCCUUUUUUUUUUUUAGCUGCCACAGAUACCAGUAUGUGGCUGGUUCAGGGCAUAGAAAAAAGUUUCUGUCUACAGUUGGGCCUGUCUGUUUGGCUGUGCAUCAUCCUUUGGGGGUAUACAUAACCAAGCUUGUAUCAUAGAAUGUACAAGAGAAGGGAAAGGACUGUAGUAAACAGUAAUGAGUUAUCUUGCUUUUGCUGUAUAUCUACACUAGUUACCCUAGGCUAGUCUCUUAGGGCAUAU
This is a messenger RNA of Gavialis gangeticus (Gharial), 4689 nucleotides long. RefSeq names its product SEC24 homolog D, COPII coat complex component (gene SEC24D). NCBI's taxonomy places the organism in Eukaryota, Metazoa, Chordata, Crocodylia, Gavialidae. Bases 42 to 3269 code for a protein of 1075 amino acids. Gene Ontology annotation, cellular component: COPII vesicle coat; endoplasmic reticulum exit site. Gene Ontology annotation, biological process: COPII-coated vesicle cargo loading; endoplasmic reticulum to Golgi vesicle-mediated transport; intracellular protein transport. Gene Ontology annotation, molecular function: zinc ion binding; SNARE binding. The record is from RefSeq and is a predicted model, not a curated record. The transcript is spliced from 23 exons.